Micropterus salmoides (largemouth bass) is the source of this 3327-nucleotide messenger RNA. RefSeq names its product nudix (nucleoside diphosphate linked moiety X)-type motif 9 (gene nudt9). Lineage: Eukaryota; Metazoa; Chordata; Actinopteri; Centrarchiformes; Centrarchidae. The record is from RefSeq and is a predicted model, not a curated record. The transcript is spliced from 9 exons. Gene Ontology annotation, molecular function: ADP-ribose diphosphatase activity. The coding region runs from base 504 to 1529 and encodes 341 amino acids.
GCUACUUUUGUAACAGGAUAUCAAAGGGUGUUCUUGAUACAUCUACAUUUCAUCAACUGACCACAGCGUGGUUUUGUGGGCUUGGUUUGUCCAUUCUGGUCUACUGCAGAAACAUGCUGGUGCAACAUGGUGGACUCUGGACGAGGACCCGCUCUCUGUGUAUAUAUUAAUUCUCAUUUGCUCAUUCUAAGAGAGACAGUACUUGAAUCUUCACCAUGGAAACGAUUGCGACUGCUGCAGCCACGCCCCUUUGCAGACGUCCCGCGCCAGGCGGUGCACUUCCUGGUUACUCUACUCUGCAUGUUGUUGAACUAUUGAUUAGGAAUGGUACAGUUUCUUCUGCGACGACACUGGAUCGGCAGGAUUCGUCUAGCGCUCACUUUCCUCGGACUCCCGUACACCGUCUGCUCGCCCGGACUAAGUUUAUGACAGAGGAUGCUCUCAUCCCUUGAGGGGGAAGGCUUCUCCAUAAUUUGCUGAAGGUCCAGGAGGGUGAGGAGUGCAUGUGUGGUGGUGACGUGACCACGCUGCUGCAGGGAAGGCAUUUUCACAUCUCAUAUUUCCUCCCCAGCAGGCCUGCCAUCUCCUGCUUAUCUACGCAUCCUAUCAGAACUAGUCAAACCGUUAGACCUAUUAGUACCGGUUGGUGUAACCUCUUCAUUACCAGUGUCGGGACAAUGCCAUCCUCAGCAGCACCUCAUGUCAAGUCCAGAUGCCCCGAGUAUCCAGGGUCCAAAAUCCAGCGCUUCCCAGUGCCUGAUGACAAGGUGGACUGGAGUCAGGACUGGCCACAGUAUAAUCCAGUCAUCUACACUGACCCUUUAGUAGUAAAGAAGCCAGUAUGGGCCGAUCCUGAUAUAGACGCUUUCUCUCCACAGUUCAACACUGUGGAUGGUGCCGUGGACAGGACAAGCUUUGAGGGCAGCUACAAAAUCGAAAACGGAAGGCCACUAAAUCCACAUGGGCGCACAGGGUUGUCUGGAAGAGGUUUGCUGGGACGAUGGGGACCCAAUCAUGCAGCAGAUCCCAUUGUUACCAGAUGGAAAGUAGAUGGUGAAGGAGAAAAGGUACAACACUCGGAGUCCAAACAGCCUAUCCUGCAAUUUGUGUCCAUAAAGAGGAAAGACUGUGGGGAGUGGGCCAUUCCUGGGGGGAUGGUAGAUCCAGGGGAGCAGGUCUCUCUCACGCUGCAACGGGAGUUCUCGGAAGAAGCCUUGAACUCACUGGCUGUCCCGCCAUCAGAGAGAGCAGAAAUCCACAAGCGCAUCACCGAACUCUUUAAAUCGGCAGGGUUUGAGGUUUAUAAAGGCUACGUGGAUGAUCCUAGAAACACUGACAAUGCUUGGAUGGAGACAGUCGCUGUUAACUUCCAUGAUGACUCAGGCAACAGUGUGAGCGAGCUGCCGCUGCAAGCUGGCGAUGACGCAGGCCAAGUCCAGUGGGUUGAUGUUGACUCGUCCUUCCCGCUUUAUGCGAGUCACUCCCAUUUCCUAGAGCUGGUUGCCAAAGAGAGGAAAGCUCACUGGUGACCAAGGACAGACUUAAAUAGAUUGACAUAAUCUGUGUCCUGUGAAUGCUUGUGCAUUUAGGACACAUGACACCUAACAUUUUAUGAAUCUUCCCUCACUAAUUUAAACAUAAUAAUCGUACUUGUAAAUGUAUAAUUGUGAAAGCCUAAUAUGCAUCUCACUAGUUUGACACUCAUAUGUAUGUCCACCAUUCAAUGUACAACAACAUUGUUACUGUGCUGUUUUUAGAGUAAUUUAGUAGAAGUUUUGUAAUGAAUGAAAGGUUGAAAAAGUGGCUCAUCCGAUGUUAAAAGGUGCGGAAUCAAAGUUUUCCAACAAUGCUAGAGCUGCUAUUCUUUUGUCACAGAAAAGGGGAAAAAAAGCUAACUGCUUGGCAGAAACCUAACAUGAGACUGUAAAAUGCAAGAUGCUGCUGGGUGGUAAACCACAUUAUUUGUGUUGGCACAAAUUAUGCUAAUUUAUUUAACGUUAACAAGGAUCACAUUAAGCCAGGGCGAUCACGGAAGAACAAACACAAUGAGCUGCUGAACACAACACAUACUACAUUAACUUAAGUGUGAUAAUGGAGGGGGGCAAUCAAAAUGAAAAAGUGCAGACUCACUUUGAUCUUUACAUGUGAAUAGAAUAUGAAGAAGUGCUGGAGCUCCCCACACUGCCCAGCAGUACACUGAAUCUGAGCAGCUGAGCUAGAGGACAAGCAUGUUUUCAAAUGGUAACGGACGGUGGAGGCAAAGGCCAUUUCACACUCAACAGCCUGCCCUUCCAAAAACGUUCACAUCGUUACGCGUCAUCUCACUGCCAAGCAUACUUUGCGAUACAGCAGGGAUGGAGAAUUACUCAUUAUCUGCCUGUAUCUGUUAGGAUUCUUGAUACAACCACUAACACAUGGACACUUCUGUCAUCAAAAGGCAGCCAUCAACAGUCAACCAAGCUGAAUUUAGUUUAAAAAAAGAGAGAGCUGCAAAAUCGUUUGUAUCUUACUUUGCAUGUUCUGGCUGAAUUAACAGAUUUCAUAAGAUGUGAUGUGUGAAGGAGGAGGUGCCACAAAUACUGGUAGCCCUAUUUAUUUGCUCUCAUCACUGCUCAGGCCACAACCUGCAUGACAUGAUUUUCAGUUGUAUUCGAGUAUGACACCAGCAGCUGUGUGUGGGGAGACUCUGCUGUUCAAACCUCACUAUAAUACAGUUGUACAUUAUAAGGCAUAAUCCUAAAGAUCUUCACACCUAAGAUGCACAUUCAUGGUAGUCUCCCAGUUCUCCAAGGCCACUUACCAGCUCCACUGGAGCAUUUGUUGCAGGAAGGGAGAGUAUUUCCCAUCCAGAUUCCCCCAGUGGUAUUAUUCAAAUUGGCAACCUGCCAGUCUCAAAACCUUCUAAUCUUUGCUUUCAAAGUUCUGAUUGAUUUUAUUAUUUUUCUGCCUAAUGUGGUUUUGGCUUGUUAUUGAAAGACAAAACUAAAUAAACAAUGGGAUGAGAGAGAGCUUUAUCACUGAGAUGCUGCACAACAGAAGUGAUCAAAUGAUUUUAACUGUAAUUAGAUUCAUUGUUAUGGCCAGUGUUUUGCUGGAUGGAUUGGAUUGUGUGUACAUGCUAUACCAUGAAAAUGAACCCAGAGGUGUCAACUUAAUAAACUUGCACUGACUAUCUUCAAAUUUUAUUUUAUUUUUUAUUAUUAAUUGAGUCACUUGAAAUUGUAAAUGAUUACAAGUGCUUGAUUUGUGCAUUUUUCCUCAUAGUGAUAAUUAUAAAUAUUAUGUAAAUAUUGAGAACUUAUGCACCAUUAAAUGCUACAAAACCAA